UAUGAGAUUCUCGCUCAAUCGCACUCUCUUCGGUCUGGAUUGUUUCAGCUCAGUGCGCCGUCGAUGGAGUCAUUGUUAGUGAGCUCAACCUGUUCGACAUUUUCCCCUAUUCUCUCUCCACACAAGCACGCCCUUACGGCGAAACCCUUCUUCGCCCGAGCUGCGCGCCUUCCGUUUCUCGCGCACGCCUCGCAGCACGUGAACGCGCCGCCACCUCCCAUGGCAAAAGAGAAGGAAGCGAAGCUGUGGGGGGGACGCUUCGAGGAGAGCGUGACGGACGCCGUGGAGAAGUUCACCGAGUCCAUAUCCUUCGACAAAGCUCUCUACAAGCAUGAUAUCAUGGGCAGCCGAGCCCACGCCUCUAUGCUUGCAGUCCAGGGAUUGAUUAGCGAAAAUGACAGGGAUACAAUUCUACAAGGUCUAGAUGAGAUAGAAAGGCAAAUUGAAGCAGGCAAGUUCUUGUGGAGGACUGACAGAGAGGAUGUGCACAUGAACAUUGAAGCAGCUCUUACUGAUUUAGUGGGUGAAUCUGCAAAGAAGCUUCAUACUGCUAGGAGUCGAAAUGAUCAAGUUGCAACUGACUUCCGUUUAUGGUGCCGUGAUGCUAUUGACAGAAUUAUUUCACGUAUCAAAAAUCUUCAGGUUGCUUUGAUUAAACUUGCUAUAAAAAAUGAGGGUCUGAUCGUUCCUGGAUAUACCCAUUUGCAAAGAGCACAACCAGUUCUGCUGCAACAUCUUCUCUUAGCAUAUGUUGAGCAGCUUGAACGUGAUGCUGGCCGCUUAGCAGAUUGUAGAGAGAGGCUGAACUACUGUCCUCUAGGAGCAUGUGCUUUAGCUGGUACCGGUCUUCCCAUUGAUCGAUUUAUGACUUCUGAUGCAUUGGGAUUCACUGCACCCAUGAGGAACAGUAUUGAUGCUGUUUCAGACCGUGAUUUUGUUAUGGAACUUCUGUCAGCGAAUUCCAUCACGGCCAUUCAUCUCUCUCGACUUGGUGAAGAAUGGAUAUUGUGGGCUUCAGAGGAAUUUGGCUUUGUCACACCUAGUGACGCAGUUUCCACUGGAAGCAGUAUUAUGCCUCAGAAGAAGAACCCCGAUCCUAUGGAACUUGUUCGCGGCAAGUCUGCCAGAGUUGUAGGUGACCUGGUCUCGCUUCUUGUUUUGUGCAAGGGACUCCCACAGGCAUAUAACCGGGAUUUACAGGAGGAUAAGGAACCGGUAUUUGAUAGCGUGAAGACCAUAGCAGGAAUGCUUGAAGUGUCAACAGAGUUUGCCCAGAACAUUACUUUUAAUCAGGAACGAAUACAAAAGGCUUUACCAGCUGGUCAUCUUGAUGCCACUACCUUAGCAGAUUACCUUGUGAAAAAGGGAAUCCCGUUCAGAACAUCACACGACAUAGUCGGGAGGGCUGUUGCUUUGUGUGUUUCAAGAAAUUCUCAACUUCUAGAUCUUAGUCUCGACGAGUUGAACAGCAUUAGCCCAGUGUUUGACAAUGAAGUCUACGAGUUUCUAGGAGUCGAGAAUUCGAUUAAGAAGUUCAGUUCUUAUGGCUCUACUGGUUCAGAAUGCGUCGCUAGUCAACUCGAUUACUGGAUCGCAAAGCUCAAGAUUCAAUAAGAUACAGAUCUGUAAAGAAAGCACCUGUGGCUAAACUUUGGGGUGAAAGAUUUCCUAUAUCUACAAUUAGAGGACCACAAAACAGCACAGGGGAAAAGGGAUGACAGACAUUUCCUACAACUUUUGAUCUGUGAGUCAGUUUAUAUUGUCAUUAGCUUCUAAAAUGCAUGAAAAAUUACACUACCAAUCUUAUGUACCAGUAGUAAUUUAACCUUAUUUCCUUUCUAUUGAUAAAACUCAUUUGCUGAGAUUGGUAUAUUGGUAUGUUGAAAUUGCUGUUAUGAGAGUGGGAUUAAUCUUGAAAAUGAAUGGGUUAAAGGCAAUUGUUAUACCA
Ipomoea triloba (trilobed morning glory) is the source of this 1948-nucleotide messenger RNA. RefSeq names its product argininosuccinate lyase, chloroplastic. NCBI's taxonomy places the organism in Eukaryota, Viridiplantae, Streptophyta, Magnoliopsida, Solanales, Convolvulaceae. The transcript is spliced from 7 exons. The record is from RefSeq and is a predicted model, not a curated record. Bases 64 to 1614 code for a protein of 516 amino acids. Gene Ontology annotation, cellular component: cytosol. Gene Ontology annotation, molecular function: argininosuccinate lyase activity.